AUGGGAGGAUGUCACCCCUCAAGGUGGAUAUACGAACUCUUGCACAAUAAGUUCACUGUAUGCGAUGUCUUUGAACGGUUGCGCAAAACGGAACCGAACACUCCAAAUCCUUGGGAUCACCCCCAUCGAUUGAUGAUAAAUGGUAACCAGAGUUACUCAACCAAAUCAACGCGGGUAUUGUCCUCGCUAUGCGUUGACUGCCACUUUCAUUUUGUGUUUAAGAUGUCAUGGGACGAGCGACACUCUCAAGAAUCAUGCAACUUUCAACAGGGGCAGUGGCCUCCAAGUGAUGCGAGAUUCCCCUGGCAUCACCUUGUUUGGGUUGGUCAAGAGUCGCAAUCUUCGCCACUCGUUAAGAUUGAUGACAGACAACGAAACAAGUAUUACCCGCUCGUUGCUUGCGAGCCUUUUGCAUGCUCGGCCGGCCCAUGUACGUUCUCCGUCACGCUGGAAAUUUCGGAACCUCGCAUGGCUCGCGAGUGGAUUGACUUAUUACUUGACCACAAUACCAUUCGUGAGAAUGUGCGCCGUGCUAAGGAACAGGAUCCGGACCGGUACGCCGCAGCAAAUGAUGACUGGGCACUGCAAGCUCCUCUGAACCUGAACACAUACCUCAAGAACAUAAUUGAGGCCACUUCACAGGAGAACGCGAGGAGUAUUUCCAAAAGGAACAAGCGAUUCUUUGUACUUUUCGGGACUUCAUGUUUUGAAAUGUUCAGACAACUCGAAUUCGAGGAAACAGUUGAUGUAGCGGAAGAUGGAGUUGAUGGAGGGACUUUCACACCACCGAUCCCUCCUCAGUCAGAUAACCCCUCUGGUGCUACCGAUUUAGGAACAUAUCGAGCAUACAUCGAAGAUGUGAGAUCUGAGGUUCAGUGCAUUAUCAUUAUACACAGAGGUGGCCAGCCUCCUGACCUUUGCACUCCUGGUAUACAUGCCGACAUGGGAUGUGCAGAGGUACCGAACGUGGACCCUGUCUUCGUGAACCUUGCGCGUUAUGAGAUCCUGGGAGUUCUGCCAAAUCAGUCGAAGGAGAUUGUUGUCAAUGCUUACAAGAGACAGUGGGAAAUUAUUCCUGAUAAACGAAAAGAGCUCAUUGAGGCUCUCGUGGGUAUUGGAAAUGACCUUAAUGACGAACAGCUCACUGAAUAUGCUACCACUCAAUCAUCAAUCUUCGAGAGCCAAGUACAAAUUCAACCAAACAGUGACGAUCGCGAGUUGACGAGCGAGGCUUUGCUAUUCUUCGGGCUGCAGCCUCCGAACGAAUACAAGGCGCAAUCCAUCGUUCAAGCAUUCCGACGAAAGGUGGCACAAGAUCCCAGCUGUGCUGCCACCGCCCGAAAUAUGUUGAUGCUGAUCUCUCAAACAUCAUCCGAUGAUAACUACACGACAGAGUUGGUGAUGGAGUAUGGGGAGGGUUUCGGUUUCUCUUUACUCACGGCGAAAGAGAUUCUUGGCUUGAGUGAUGCCAGUGGCUUUGGGCCUGAUACGUUGGACGAUGUCAAAGAAAAGAUUCAAAACGCCAAAGACAAGGAUGCCAAGACAACUUACUUGGAGGCUAUGGAGAAGAUUGCCGAGCACACGAAUUCAACCGGUCUCAAAAGCGCAGUUAGAGAACUGAGAGAUAUGCAUGGCAUUGUAGCUUCUGGUGAAAGGAGCGCCGCCGGCGCCUCCGCACAAGCUACGAACUUUGAUCUUCCGGUCGGACUGGAGAAUAUUGGAAAUACGUGCUACCUCAACAGCCUUUUGCAAUAUCUUUUUACUGUCAAACCUGUUCGAGAUGUCGUUAUCAACUAUGACAAGUUUAAGCUCGACUUGACGGAUGAGAAAAUCAAGGAACGAUUGCUUGGUGGUAACAAAAUGCAGCUGGACCGUGGCGAAGCUGUCGUUGCUCAAGCUUUUGUACAGGAGCUUUCAGAUCUAUUCAACAAUCUUGAAGAAUCCGACAAGGUAGCGACGCGCCCGUCUCAGAGGCUCGCCAAUGCUGUGCUAUUGUCCACGGGCACACUCCUCAAGGAAACGAAGAGCUCUGUUGAAGCAACAACUGAAUCUCAGCCGCCACCACUUCCUACUCGACCGCCCCCUGGACCCCCAGCACAGGAAAAUAACGACGUGGAGAUGAUUUCUGUAACCGCCAAUGAUAGCCGCGACCCAAUUGAUACAGCUAGCACCGUCAGCUCGCAAACACUCGUCGAAGAGGAUUCAGACCGUUCUUAUGAGAAAGUGGAGACCUCUCCAACUACCACUGAAGAUCAGGUAAUUGACACAGUGAUGGAGGUUGGACAAGAUGAGGAUGUCGUUAAAAUCGGUCGAACGAGUGAUAAGCCUAUGGAAAUUCCCGAGGAUGUCGAAACAUCGAAGAACGGCACUUCCCAGGAUAUUGUGUCUACUGAUGUCAACAUGCCGGAUGCCGGGGAGCCACAAACGGUCGACCAGAAGGUGCUGACUGCUCUGGAACACCAAAAUAGGUCUUCUGGUACCGACCAGCAGGAUGUAGAAGAGGUGAUGGGCAGCAUCAUCAAUCGUCUCCAAGCCGCUAUCCGCCCAUCAUUUGUUGACGAGUCAACCGGUAUUCAAUUUGAAGAGAUCAUGAAAACUUUCUUCGUUACCACCAUUAAUUACACCAAGAAGUUUGACGACAAGACUUAUCAAAAAGAAAUUAGUUUUGAUCGAUCUAUUACUGCAUUCCCUGCUCCCAAAGGUUCAUGCUCACUAUACGAAGCCCUUGGCCGAAAUUUCGACCAGCAAAUUAUUGAAGAAGACAAACUUUCACGAUAUACAGCUAUCCAGACGCUACCCCCUGUUCUGCACGUACUCAUUCAAAGGUCGCAGUCUAUAGGGAGCAAGAACGGCAACCCCGUACUAAUUCCUGAAAUACUGUACCUCGACCGAUACAUGGAUACCCCCCACGACUCCCCGACCUUCAGAGAAAGAGUCAAGAGUUGGGCCAUCGCCAGCCGCAUAUCUGACAUCGAAGCCUCCAAGGCUGCAGUUGAGAGCAUGAGUCCAACUGGACCCAUUCUCGAAAGCAUUGCACAAGAAGAGGAAGCCAAAUGCAGUAUUGCAGCUGUCACAGAAGACAGCGAAAUGACAGAUGGUGUGAAGAUCGUGGAAGAGGACUGGAGUUUCGAUGGGACGGUUGAUGACGACUAUCUUCUUGUUAGCCGACCCAGCGUAAACUCAGUGACCUCGACUGGUCCACCUUCCAGGCCAAAAGACAUCAAAGACACCGAGACCGCUCUUCGGGAGAUGAUGGAUUCUGAGCUUAAAGACAAGAAGGUAGCUCUGGAAGAUUACUACUCCAAUUUGAAGAGCAAUCCAUACCGGCUCCAUGCAGUCAUAUGCCAUCGUGGCCAGCUGAUAUCUGGCCACUAUUGGGUAUGGAUUUACGACUUUGAACAGGGUGUUUGGCGCAAAUACAAUGAUUCCAAUGUCGAGGUCAAACGCAGCACAGCCGAAGUCUUGAAUAUAUUGAGUACCAGUGGAGAGCCAUACUUUCUUUGCUACGUCCGCGACGAAGAUAAAGAGACUUACGUCGACGUACCUCGGCGUCGAAGACCAGCACCACCAUCAGAUACCUCGUUGGAAAACCUUGACGCUGAUGGAGAUAUAACAGUCACCAACAACGAACCGCCAAAGUCCUCAGGGUCACCUCAGGAGCUUCCGCCCGCAUAUUCGGAGCAAAAGAUUGACUAG
Molecule: messenger RNA, 3696 nt
Organism: Fusarium tjaetaba
Lineage: Eukaryota; Fungi; Ascomycota; Sordariomycetes; Hypocreales; Nectriaceae
Product: ubiquitin carboxyl-terminal hydrolase 2
Exons: 4
Coding region: 1-3696 (1231 amino acids)
Biological process (GO): protein deubiquitination; proteasome-mediated ubiquitin-dependent protein catabolic process; regulation of proteasomal protein catabolic process
Molecular function (GO): proteasome binding; cysteine-type deubiquitinase activity
Source: RefSeq, a predicted model, not a curated record